AUGGCAACAGCAGGCUACCUCUUCAACGAGCGCCCUCCGGCGGGGCUUCUCAUCGCUCAAGCCGUGGGAAUUACAGCAUCAACGUACCUCCUCGGCGGCAAUGCAACCAUCGCCUUCGUCACGAUACCCGCCGUGAUGGAUGCACCCUCCCCGCUCGCCGCCAAACAGUGGGCAAGGGUCUACGAACGUGCAAAGCCUUUCGGUAUUGGCUGCAGCGUCAUCGCCGCCGCAUGCACCGGCUUCGUCGCCUACAACCAGGACCCUGCCUCUCUUCCCUUCAAGCUCAACGCCGCCGCGACCCUCAUCAUCCCAGCCAUCAUGCCCUUCACAGUCCUCGUCCUUAAACCGAUCAACGAUAAGCUGUUUGCGAAGGGCGACGCGCUUGCGCUGGACGAGAAGGCCGAGGUGGGCGUUGCGCAGGAGGAGACGACCAAGGCGCUGAUUGAUCGGUGGACGAAGCUGCACCUUGUGCGGACGGCGAUUACGGGCGUGGGUGCUAUACUGGCAAUUUGGGCGGCGCUGGACAAGAGGGAGACUGGAAGUGUGGGUGGCUUCAGUCUUCAGAGUGGGGCGAAUAGGCUUGGUUAG
Paraphaeosphaeria sporulosa is the source of this 588-nucleotide messenger RNA. RefSeq lists its product as uncharacterized. The transcript has 3 exons. NCBI's taxonomy places the organism in Eukaryota, Fungi, Ascomycota, Dothideomycetes, Pleosporales, Didymosphaeriaceae. The record is from RefSeq and is a predicted model, not a curated record. The coding region runs from base 1 to 588 and encodes 195 amino acids.